Clupea harengus (Atlantic herring) is the source of this 1864-nucleotide messenger RNA. RefSeq names its product D-aspartate oxidase (gene ddo). NCBI's taxonomy places the organism in Eukaryota, Metazoa, Chordata, Actinopteri, Clupeiformes, Clupeidae. Gene Ontology annotation, biological process: L-aspartate catabolic process; D-amino acid catabolic process. Gene Ontology annotation, molecular function: D-aspartate oxidase activity; FAD binding. Gene Ontology annotation, cellular component: cytoplasm. The record is from RefSeq and is a predicted model, not a curated record.
GGCCAAAGAAACUGGUUUGCUCAAUUUUCACGGUGAAACUAGAGGGCCCAUUCCAGGCUUUCCACCACCUUUUACAAGUGUCAAAACCGUGUAAGAGCGAGGACGCGCAAGCGCUCUGUUGGUAACUGUUGGAGCUGUAUGUUGCGGAGCGUUGGAAUCUGUUUUCCAAAUCAACCAAAAGGUGGCGCUAUAUUUCUAUAUGAAAUACUUGCUGCAUCUGCCAAGAGUCAGUAAGACACUGUAAUGCAGUCAGUGAAAGUGGUGGUUGUUGGGUCAGGAGUGGUGGGUCUGUCCACGGCAGUGUGCAUCGCCGAGAACCUUCCCCACUGUUCCGUCACCGUCAUCAGUGAGCGCUUCUCCCCUGACACCACCAGUGAUGGAGCUGCAGGGAUCUUAUUUGCCUCUCAGUUUCCAGAUAUUCCUCUGGAGCGCCAGUGCCGGUGGUUCAAGGAGAGCUUUGAUCACCUGCUGGCCAUCGCCCAGUCCUCCGAGUGUGGGGAGGCAGGAGUCAUUUUAAGCUCAGGUUGCCAGGUCUUUAAGGAGGGGCCUGCUGAGAGGCCAUUCUGGGCAGACUAUGUCCUAGGCUUCUGCAUCCUAAGUGAACGUGAGAUGAAGAGAUUCCCUGAUCACAAGUUUGGCCAGGCUUUCACUACAGUCAAGUGCGAGUGCAUCACCUACCUGCCCUGGCUGGAGAAAAGGUUUAGGAACGCUGGUGGUGAGCUCCAGCAUGGGAAGGUCUCAGAUCUUCAGCAUCUGGCCGAGACCUAUGACGUCAUUGUGAACUGUUCGGGAUUAGGGGCCCGCUCCCUGGUUGGGGAUGCGAAGAUGUACCCCAUCCGUGGGCAGAUUCUGAAGUUUCAUGCCCCUUGGGUGAAGAACUUCAUCCGUGACGGGGACGGGCACACCUACAUCUACCCAGGGGUGAACAGCGUGACCCUGGGGGGAACACGGCAGGCCGGGGACUGGCGUCUAGACGUGGACACAGGUGACAGGGAAGGCAUCCUUGAGCGCUGUUUCCGGAUGGAUCCCGCCCUCCAUGGGGGACAGGUGGUGGGAGAGUGGGUCGGCCUGCGGCCAGGGAGGGAGAGCCCACGGGUGGAGGUGGAACGGCUGAAAACGGCAGAGGGCAGGGAAGUCCCACUGGUACACAACUACGGCCAUGGGGGCUGGGGGGUCACACUGGCCUGGGGCACAGCACUGGAUGCCCUGGGGCUAGUGAGGCAGUCUCUGCAGCAGCACCCCCCCAUGGCCAGGCUGUGAACAGAAGGGACUGAGGUGUAGACAUGUCAGCCCUUCAUUGGCCUUUCCUCGGCAAUAUGGCCUACUUUAAAUGACAAGUGUAUACCAUCAUAACUGCUAUAGCAUAGUGAUACAGUUCAAUUCUAAUAGGCUACACUAGCUGUGUUUCCAUCCAACUUUUUAAUGCACAUUUUGACCAUUCGAUUAAGAAAUCCUGAGAUUCACAUUAAAUCUUUUAAGUCGACUAAGAAAUCUAUUCGCUAGAGGGGUUGGAUUAAUUUCUGAUUAGCAUAGCACGUAAAGCGGCUGCCUUCCAUGUCCUUUUGAUCACAAACGGCCUGGUUGGGAAGGCACGAUCAGAUGCUUUAGAACUUUGUUCACUCCCUGUCUUUGAUUAGGUGAAAUUGGCUGACUUGGUGGUGCUGUCCCUUAUCUGAAAACGGCCUCGAGCUGGUGGAGUUCACUCUCCCACACUGAACUGUUCUGCAAACUGUUUUAAACUGAUACAAUACAAAUGGUAAUUAGGCAGACAGACCUAAACACACAAACGCUGUUUGUAAACCUGCUAAUUUGUAAAUCUUUCUGUGGACAAUAAUAUGCCAAUUUAUUAAACUAUUUGACCAGA